UUAUCUUCUAUCAUCUGUCCAGACUCUGUCAGGCUGGUGAAUGGGUCUAGUCUGUGCUCAGGCAGACUGGAGGUGAAGUCUGACCAGUCUAACCAGUGGUGGUCCUCAGUGUGUGAAGAUGACUUUGACCAGCAGGAUGCAGAGGUGGUCUGUAGGGAGCUCGGCUGUGGGGCUCCUUCGGUCCUCAAGGGGGCGCUCUAUGGAGAAGUGGAGGCUCCAAUGUGGAGCAAAGAGUUCCAGUGUGGAGGCCAUGAGUCUGCUCUCCUGGACUGUAGAAGCUCAGGCUCAGCUAGAAACACCUGCUCACCUGGAAAAGCUGUUGGACUCACCUGCUCAGAGUCUGUCAGGUUGGUGGAAAGAGACGGUCGCUGUGCAGGAACACUGGAGCUAAAACAUCAGGGAGAAUGGAGACCAGUGGAGCGGCGAGGCUGGACCCUGAAGGAAGCAACUGUUGCCUGCAGAGAACUGGACUGUGGUUCUGCUGUUUCUGUAGGAGAGAGAAAGUCCUCAGACAGAUCUGUGUGGAGGGUCAGGCUUGACUGUGUUCACUCUGGAUCUGCUCUGAGGGAGUGUGUGACACCAGAGUCCUUUCGUUACAUCCUGGAUCUCAACUGUUCAGACUCUGUCAGGCUGGUGAAUGGGUCUAGUCUGUGCUCAGGCAGACUGGAGGUGAAGUCUGACCAGUCUAACCAGUUGUGGUCCUCAGUGUGUGAAGAUGACUUUGACCAGCAGGAUGCAGAGGUGGUCUGUAGGGAGCUCGGCUGUGGGGCUCCCUCAGUCCUCCAGGGGGCGCUCUAUGGAGAAGUGGAGGCUCCAAUGUGGAGCAAAGAGUUCCAGUGUGGAGGCCAUGAGUCUGCUCUCCUGGACUGUAGAAGCUCAGGCUCAGCUAGAAACACCUGCUCACCUGGAAAAGCUGUUGGACUCACCUGCUCAGAGCCUGAGUCUGUCAGGUUGGUGGGAGGAGACAGUCGCUGUGCAGGAACACUGGAGGUGAAACAGGGAGAAUGGAGACCAGUGAUUGGCCCUUACAGGACCCUGAAGGAAGCAACUGUUGCCUGCAGAGAACUGGACUGUGGUUCUGCUGUUUCUGUAGGAGAGAGAAAGUCCUCAGACAGAUCUGUGUGGUGGAUCAGGUCUGACUGUGUUCACUCUGGAUCUGCUCUGAGGGAGUGUGUGAUACCAGAGUUCUCUUCCUAUACCCUGGAUCUCACCUGUUCAGACUCUGUCAGGCUGGUGAAUGGGUCUAGUCUGUGCUCAGGCAGACUGGAGGUGAAGUCUGACCAGUCUAACCAGUGGUGGUCCUCAGUGUGUGAAGAUGACUUUGACCAGCAGGAUGCAGAGGUGGUCUGUAGGGAGCUCGGCUGUGGGGCUCCUUCGGUCCUCAAGGGGGCGCUCUAUGGAGAAGUGGAGGCUCCAAUGUGGACCAAAGAGUUCCAGUGUGGAGGCCAUGAGUCUGCUCUCCUGGACUGUAGAAGCUCAGGCUCAGCUAGAAACACCUGCUCACCUGGAAAAGCUGUUGGACUCACCUGCUCAGAGUCUGUCAGGUUGGUGGGAGGAGACAGUCGCUGUGCAGGAACACUGGAGCUGAAACAGGGAGACUGGAGACCAGUGGAGGGCCGAGGCUGGACUCUGAAGGAAGCAACUGUUGCCUGCAGAGAACUGGACUGUGGUUCUGCUGUUUCUGUAGGAGAGAGAGAGGAGUCCUCAUACAGACCUGUUUUGGGGAUUGAACCUGAUUGUGUUCACUCUGGAUCUGCUUUGAGGGAGUGUGUAAGACCAUGGUCCUCUUCCACCAUCCUGAAUGUCACCUGUUCAGAUCCAUUACUUCAUCAUCACUUCAUCAGAGUGGUCGUCCUGCUGCUGACUCUGCUGGUGGUGACCACCGCCCUCUAUUUCUACUGUAAGGCCAGCAGGGGCCAGAAGCCGGGCAGACAGGAGAACAUUGAGCUGGAUGAUUAUAACCUGGGUGUUCCUGCAGCUGGAGGAGGUCCGACUGAAGAGGAAGGUGCUCAGGGAGCAGAGUAGGACCUCCAAGGAGAUCCUCUCACAUCCACAUGGAUUCACAGCUGACACACAACCAUCAGCUAAGUCCAGGAUUUUACAUUUUUGUCCUCAUGUUGGCUGAAAUUAUUGUAUGACUUUAUAUUUUUAUUACUCUGAGCAUGAAAAGACCAAAAACAUUAUUUCAAUAAUUCUGUAAUUUGCUUAUUUGUUUACAAUUGAGGAUUUUGCUUCUUUCAUCCAAAUUUUACAUCCUUUUGUAAAUAAUGAUUUUGGUUAUUUUGUAUGAAUUUUAUUUUUACAUUCUGUGAUUAAGGCUCGGGUAGGUAACAUUAGAAAAACCUGUAAUAGACGGCUACAUUUUUAAAAUAUCCAAGUGAAACAAUGGGCUCAUUACAGGCCUGCAACAGCCACAGAUACCAGAUUGUUUUUCUUUAUUCAGAGCAUUUGAGUUACUGACUGCUGUCAGGAUGUAAAGAGAAUUUAACCAAUAUAACAAAAGAUUCUUCUGAAAUACAUUAAUCUUUAAGGAUUUUGUUUAUUUUUACAAUUAAGGAUUUUGCUUGUUUGUAUGAAUUUGACUUAUUUUUGUGAUUAUGGAUUUUGUUUACAAUUAAGGCUUUUGCUUCUUUUAUAUAAACUUCGCUUAAUUUUGUUUUUACAGAUUUUGGUUAUUUUGUAUGAAUUUUACUUAAUUGUUUUGAUUUAGCUUGUUUGGUGCAAAUCUAGCUUAAAGGUCCAGUGUGUAACAUUACAGAGGAUCUGUUAUCAGAAAUUUAAUAUAUUAUUAUAAUGUUAUUAUAUAAUAUUCACAGGUACGUUUUUAUUGGUUUAUAAUCAGAUGAAAAUAAGAACCAUUGUGUUUUGGUUACCUUAGAAUGAGACAUUUCUUUCUAUGGAUUUUGCUUAUUUUGUAUGAAUUUUGCUUAUUUUGUACGGAGCCCGUUAGGGGACUAAUGGAGGAAAAAGGUUGUUGUUUAAAAAAUUAGAGAAAUACUAAUAUAGUAAUAAUAUAAUAUUGUACUUCAGUAUAGGUUUCACAAACAAGGAGAUACUUAAUCUUUUGGCACAUCAGCAUCACAUUGUCAUAAGUAUCAGGACCUUAAAAAGAAUAUGCAAGAAAAUACAUCUUUUCCGCAGAAAGAACCAGUCUCAUAAAUUUAGGACUUUUUCUUUCUUCCUCAGUGUGGCCCUAAUACUCCGUCAUAUAAAAUACACAUCCCAUAUAAAUAUAAAUACACAUCAAAGUGUAACAUUAUGUUCCUUUAUUGAAUAAGGAUAAAGAAAAACAGGUAAACCAUCAGCUCCUUUCCAAACUGAAGUCACACAGUGACUCUACAAGAUGGAAAGCACAGAAUCAAAGCAUAUUAUACAACACAAGGAUAAAUACACAUUCAAAGGUCUGUAUAUAAUACACCCCGUAUGUCUGCACACUGAAAUAAAUGCAGGACAAAUCCAUACACAUCAAAUGAACAGACAAAUUAAUGGAUGCAGUAGACUCUCUGCAAGCCUGUAUACACGCAGUAUGCAGCACAAACAUCAUAAGAGGCCAAAUCAAUUUAAAUUACAAAAAAAAAUUAAAAAAAUAAAAACACAAAUUCUUCUGCCACCGCAGGACAUAUUUAACUUAAAUUCACAGCAUGUGUCUCUACCACUGCAGGACAUAUUUAACUUAAAUUUAAAGCAUGCAUAUUAACUAAAAUAAUUUAACACAUAUUGGUCCCUCACUAGUCGACCACUGUCGUCAUCAGGGAAGAUUACAGGAUUGUCCCGGUCCAUGGCUGGUGGCACUCUGGGGGCCCUCUCCUUCCUCAGGCAGGCCACUUUGUGGAGGAUAGCACAAGCCACAGUAAUGUCACAUGCCUUCAAAGGGCUGACCCUUAAUUUGUGAAGACACUGAAAGCGUGCCUUCAGGAGGAACAAAGGUCAUUUCAACUCUGGCCCUGGUCCUGGCAUGGGCAUGGUUGUAGGCCUGCUGUGCUUCCUGGGGGUCUGUGAAUGGUGUCAGGAGAAAAGGCUGGCAGGCCCCUGUCUCCCAGCAACACACCAGAGAAUUCACCUGUCAACACAAAAUCUCAUCAUUACAACCUCAUAAACAGAGUGACAUUCUUGACACAGCCAUGAUGUAAAAAGUGGUUAUUAAUAGGGGUUGCAUGGCUCACCUUGUGAUAGGCGCUGAUAGAUUUCAGAGGUCCGAAAGACUGGAGUCAUGGACUGAGCCAGACCAUUUUGCCACAACAUUGCUGAUCAGACAGUCAGCAUUGCAGACCGUCUGAAAUCAUAAGAUGAGGACUAUUAAACCAAUCAGUGCACAUCACAAGCAAUGUACAGUGUUCAUCAAUUGACAAUAUCAAAAAGUUAUGUUCACCUGAACAUUAAUGCUGUGAAAGGAUUUCCUAUUCACAAAAUCCGCCUCAUGGGCAGCUGAGGGGGAUUUUAUCCUGAUGUGUGUGCAGUCCAGUGCACCAAUGACAUUGGGGAAACCUGUAACACAAAGUAAUGAGUAUCCUACUAUGACUGUUAACAGUUGUCCUGUGAUUUGUAGAUUCUCUUACCUGCAAUCCUAUAGAACUCCUCUUUGAUUUCACAGAGUCUUCUGUGGCCAGGGAAGGAGAUGAAGACAUCUGACAAUGCUUUGAUAGCCAGACACACACUCCUUAUUGUGCGGCAAACUGUGGCCUUGUUCAGCUGUUCUGCAUCCCCCACUGAGUACAGGAAGCCUCCACUUGCAAAACCGCGCAAGGCCACACAAACAAUUUGCUCCACACUCAGUGCAUGGAGCCAGCAGUCUGCACAGAUACCUGAUGCCAUCUGCAGAAAACCUGUACCUUUCAUAUAGAUGGUCAUCAGGGAAGGCCAGUGGGUCCAAACGGUCCCUGAAGACCCUCUCUCGCCUUAAGGCUCUCCUGAGCAAAAGUGCUUCCUCAUCCACCACAUCUCGCAACAAUGGGCACGCCAUUGUCAGAGCAGAAAGGAACACACCAUUUUGGGCCUUCAUAUAGGCUAUUGGCUGACUUGACUUUACGAGGAUUGACCUUUUAUUUUUUUAUUUAAGAUGUGUCAUCUUCUUGGAGCUGGGGGAGGAAAGGAGAAUAAUGAUUAAUACAUUUGUGUUACAGUCAGCAUACAGUGUGCAUUGAAGGCAUAACUCACCUCCCACUCAAGUUUUUUUAUUUCAAGUCCAUUAUAUAUAAAUUAAAGUUAUUAUAUUAUUAUUAUUAUUAUUAUUAGGUCAUCUUUUUAUCAAAGAGUUAUACAGUCUGAUGGAGUUACAUUUUCGCAGUUUCACUCAUAUCUGCAGUCCAUUUCAAUUAAAAAUUAAACUGAUUCAUAAUCAGAGUACAACUGCGUUUUUGGAGAUGUGAAUUAACUAUUUGGAUUGUAAUUGUGAUGUUUCAGCGGAGCGGUGAGUGUGUAAUUGUGCACUACUUACACAUUCAGGCGGUCAGCAAUACUUUGCCACGCUUUUUCUCUUUGCUUUAUCACUGUGGCGGUGUUGCCUCUCUUUUUAAUCAUGUCUUUUACCUCCUCCUAUGCCUCCAUGAGGAUUUCUGCCUCAGGCGGGGAAAAGUAAGCCGCUCUACAUGCCAUGGUAAAUCAGUGAAUCUGUGAUCGGCGGCGGGGUCUAUUUGAGGGAGCCGUGAGCACGCUCUUAUCCAGGAUUGGUUUCACCUGGCUUGAUGAAUCCGUGUCUGCUCAUCCUGGCUUUGUCUUUGUGCAACCAAUUAAGCCUGGACACUCUUGUUUUGGAUUCAUUGAGCUCAGCUCAGUCACUUAUCCUGGAUGUCUUAAUCCUACUUUUGUGCAACGGGCCCGGGUCAUUUGUUUGUGUGUGUGGUUGUUUGGGAAAGGGCAAACUGAAGCUAUGGAGAGGUUCAAACAUAAAGGCAUCAGUGCUCAGAAUGAAAUCAACUCGGUCCAUCAAGCUAAAUCACCACAAUCUAUAAUUUUGUAAUGAAGGAUUAUUAUGUUAUAUAAUAAAGGUUUUGGGUAUUUCAUACAGACUUUAUUUAACCCCUCGUGACUAAUGACUAAAUACAGAAAUUACUGCAUCUCAGCAGCUAUACGGAGUUAUAUCAUAUACUUGGUACCAUUGGAUUCAACUGCAAUAUCUAUAAUUUGUGUUUUGAUCCAGUGCAAGUCUGAUAUUUAACAAGUCAAAUUAAUAUUAAACUGAUUUUUCUUUUAAUAGAAAAUGAACUUUGUCUACCUAUUAGAAAUGAUUAAUAUGUGAAUUCAAACAUUUAGAUUUUGUGGUGUGUAGCCACAGGUCUGAUGACGACAUGACUGAAGUAUUUCCUACUCAUUUUAAUACAGAUAUUAAUGUCACUGAGUCAUGUAGAUGGUAGGAUUAUUAGUAUUACUGCUGUGUAUGUAUAUAUUUGUUUUUGUUCUUUUUAUUUCACACUUGCCUUGGUAAUGUAAACUUCGGUUUCCCAUUCAAAUAAAACGCUUUUGAAUUGAA
Dicentrarchus labrax (European seabass) is the source of this 6466-nucleotide messenger RNA. Its product is annotated as scavenger receptor cysteine-rich type 1 protein M130-like. The annotation marks the transcript as partial. The transcript has 8 exons. Gene Ontology annotation, cellular component: membrane. Lineage: Eukaryota; Metazoa; Chordata; Actinopteri; Moronidae. The record is from RefSeq and is a predicted model, not a curated record.